This is a messenger RNA of Cornus florida, 502 nucleotides long. RefSeq lists its product as uncharacterized. The coding region runs from base 27 to 374 and encodes 115 amino acids. Lineage: Eukaryota; Viridiplantae; Streptophyta; Magnoliopsida; Cornales; Cornaceae. The record is from RefSeq and is a predicted model, not a curated record. The transcript is spliced from 2 exons.
GGAGAAACCGGUUGCAACAAAAGAAAAUGAAUGAUUUGGUAUUUGUUAUGUAUAACAUAAAAUUGAAGGAGAGGAACUUGAAAAGACAAGCUGUCAUAGAACCAAUUAUUUUUGAAGAUGUCUCUUCCGAUGAUGAAUGGAUUACCGAAAAAGAGGAUUCGGUUCUUCCAACAAAAACUAAAUGGUUGAGGGUUCUUGAUGACAAAGUUCAAGAAGAUGAUUCCGAUGAAGAAGAUGAAGUAGAAAGGAUGACUAGGACACUUGAGGAAAUUUAUGCAAUUGAUGAUAAUGAAGAUUUGCAGCCAUUAAAUCCUAUUGAUGAAGCUAAUGAGGAAGAUGGUGCAGGGUUCAAUGAUGACUUUAUGGAUAUGUAAUUUUAGUUUCUAACUUUGGAGAGGGAUGAGUUAGGAUUUGAGAUUUAUGGACUAUUUUAUUUUGUGUUACAUCCUCUUUUAUUUAUAUUCAGACUUUGGAAUAUUUUCUUUUACUUUUAUUUAUAUUC